AUGGCAAGCCUGCUAAAGAAGCCCUUCAAACUUGCCCUCGUGCAGCUUGCAUCAGGCGGUGAUAAGACAGCGAAUCUGCAUCAUGCUCGGUCGAAAGUCAUUGAAGCUGCCAAAGCUGGCGCCUCGAUGAUUGUUCUUCCCGAAUGCUUCAAUUCUCCAUAUGGCUGUCAAUACUUCCCCAAGUAUGCCGAGACCGUGCUACCUUCGCCGCCGUCGGAAGAGAAGUCGCCUUCAUGGCACAUGCUAUCGAAAGUCGCAGCAGAGACAAAGACAUACCUGAUCGGUGGGAGUAUACCUGAGUUUGUACCGGAUACAAAGGAGUACUUCAAUACCUCGCUGGUCUUCUCACCAACAGGGGAGUUGCUGGCAACCCAUCGAAAGACACACUUAUUCGAUAUCGAUAUACCUGGGAAGAUCAAGUUCAAGGAGAGUGACGUACUAUCUCCGGGGAAUAAGGUGACUAUAAUCGAUAUCCCGGAUUACGGUAAGAUUGGACUGGCGAUAUGCUACGACGUACGAUUUCCCGAGCUUGCCAUGAUCGCAGCAAGAAAGGGUGCAUUUAUGUUUGUUUAUCCUGGGGCUUUCAAUACGACAACAGGUCCGAUGCACUGGACCCUACAGGCGCGGGCGAGAGCAAUGGACAAUCAAAUCUACGUUGCAAUGUGCAGUCCGGCAAGGGAUACUGAGGCAACUUAUCAUGCCUAUGGACACUCGAUGAUUGUCAAUCCAAAAGCGGAGGUGCUUGCUGAAGCCGAAGAGCAUGAGGAUAUUGUGUACGCUCAGCUUGAUGGGGCGAAAAUUGAGGAGACGAGGAAAGGAAUACCCAUCUAUACACAGAGGCGUUUUGAUGUGUAUCCUGAUGUGAGUGCUGGCAAGGUGCGCUAUGAGGAGUGA
Cladophialophora yegresii CBS 114405 is the source of this 894-nucleotide messenger RNA. RefSeq names its product nitrilase. The record is from RefSeq and is a predicted model, not a curated record. Gene Ontology annotation, molecular function: omega-amidase activity. Gene Ontology annotation, cellular component: mitochondrion. The coding region runs from base 1 to 894 and encodes 297 amino acids. Gene Ontology annotation, biological process: oxaloacetate metabolic process; L-glutamine metabolic process. The transcript is spliced from 2 exons. NCBI's taxonomy places the organism in Eukaryota, Fungi, Ascomycota, Eurotiomycetes, Chaetothyriales, Herpotrichiellaceae.